CAGAGAUAAGAAAAUGCUUCAAAUGCUCUUAGUUCAUGCCUUCCCUUUCCUGCUCCUCUACUUUCUCUUCCUCUUCAUCAAUAAAUCCCAAAAAAAAAAACAUAGAUUGCCACCUUCACCAUCAAAACUUCCUAUCAUUGGAAACCUCCACCAACUAGGCCUAUUACCACACCGAACACUCCUUGCUUUAUCUCAACGCCAUGGCCCGCUCAUGCUAUUGCACUUCGGCAGCAAACCAACCCUUAUAGUCUCAUCAGCCGACCUGGCUCGCGAGAUCAUGAAAACCCAUGAUCUCAUCUUCUCUAGCAGACCUGACUUAAGCAUCGCUAGAAGAUUGUUGUACAAUCACAAGGACCUUGCCUUCACACCCUACGGCGAGUAUUGGCGACAGGCACGUAAGAUAAGUGUCCUUCAACUUUUGAGCAGCAAGAGAGUUCAAUCUUUCAGGUCAGUGAGGGAAGAAGAGGUGACACUAUUGAUGGAAAAAAUAAGACUUUCAUGCUUGUCUUCACCUUCUUUGGUGGAUCUUAGUGGAACAUUUGGUUCUUUAACUAAUGACAUAAUUUGUAGGGUGGCACUGGGAAGGAAGUAUGGUGGAGAUGUGGAGGGGAAGAGGUUUGGGGAGAUGAUUCGUGAAUUCACUACUCUUUUGGGUGUCUUUAAUGUGAAGGACUUCAUACCAUCGCUUGGUUGGGUGAAUUAUUUGAGUGGAUUGGAUGCAAGGGUAGAGAAGAACUUUAGAGAAAUAGAUUGUUUUCUUGAUAGAGUAAUUGAUGAUCACAUCCAAUAUCAGAGAGGAAUGGAUGGGGGUUGUAGUGGUGGUACUGAUGGUAAUGGUCCAGACUUUGUGGAUUUCUUGCUUGGGAUUCAAAAAGAUGAUAGUUUUGGAAUUAUCAUUGAGAGAGACCACAUUAAAGCUAUAAUUCUGGACAUGUUUGCUGCUGGAACAGAUACCACUUAUACAGUUCUAGAAUGGACAAUGGCAGAGCUCCUGAGACAUCCAGAAGUAAUGAAAGAAGUACAGGAUGAAGUAAGGAAGAUUGGAAAGGGUAAAACAAACAUUACUGAAGAUGAUUUAGAGCUAAUGCAGUAUAUGAAAUCAGUAAUCAAGGAGACACUAAGAUUGCAUCCUCCAAUUCCAUUAUUGGUACCACGAGAAUCCAUGGAGGAUGUCAAAAUACAAGGGUAUGAUAUUCCAGCCAAGACGACGGUGAUCAUCAACGCAUUGGCGAUUGGAAGGGAUCCCAGUUGUUGGAAAGAAGCAGAGAAGUUCAAACCAGAGAGGUUCUUGAAUGGUGCUGCUGCUAGCACUGUUGAUUUCAAAGGUCAUGAUUUUCAAUUCAUUCCAUUUGGGGCAGGUAGAAGAGGAUGUCCUGGCAUUGAAUUUGCAAUUUCUGUUAAUGAACUUGCACUGGCAAAUAUUUUGCACAACUUUGAUUGGGCAUUGCCUGAUAGCAUGGAUUUAGAUAUGACAGAAUGUUCGGGAUUAACAGCUCAUCUUCAAUCUCCUCUUCUUGCUAUUGCAACUCCUCAUUAUUAUUACCAGUGAUCAGAAGGAUCCAUCUAGUUGUUGUUUGAUGUUGAGACU
This is a messenger RNA of Telopea speciosissima, 1588 nucleotides long. Its product is annotated as cytochrome P450 71A1-like. The transcript has 2 exons. Bases 14 to 1549 code for a protein of 511 amino acids. The record is from RefSeq and is a predicted model, not a curated record. Gene Ontology annotation, molecular function: iron ion binding; monooxygenase activity; heme binding. NCBI's taxonomy places the organism in Eukaryota, Viridiplantae, Streptophyta, Magnoliopsida, Proteales, Proteaceae.